Molecule: messenger RNA, 1661 nt
Organism: Anoplopoma fimbria (sablefish)
Lineage: Eukaryota; Metazoa; Chordata; Actinopteri; Perciformes; Anoplopomatidae
Gene: fam169b
Product: family with sequence similarity 169 member B
Exons: 10
Coding region: 208-1392 (394 amino acids)
Source: RefSeq, a predicted model, not a curated record
GACACGUAGGGAAGUUACAGGUGGAGCAGAAAGCUGCUCCCGUCAACAUCGACGACUCUGCUAUUCUUUAACGCAUUUAGUCGUAAAUCGGCGUCUGCACAAGCAAGGCCACUUUAAAUGACAAGGAUUCUUCACGUAGUCUGGUGGAAAGACGUUUUUUUUCCUUGGACGAGGAAACUGGACAAAACAUUGUGUUGCUGAGAGGCCAUGUACCCUGUAGACCUUCCAGCUGUGGAGGACACUGACCUGACAUCAGCAUCUGAGGAGUACCUCUCCUUCUUGGAGUCAAGACCUCAUGAUAACGAGUGGUUUCAAUCAUCUCAGACUUCCAAGGUAGCGAUAACGGCAAACCAUGUGAGGCGGCUGCAGCUGUUUGAGGACGACCAACCCGACUGCACGCUGCUGGCCCUCCACCCUCCUGAUGAUCCAACACAAGUGGUGGCUCUAUACCUGCAUGAGAAGUGGUGGCGCGUGGACGACGUCUUACGCACUUCCAGCAAGUCCAGAAUCGGUUUGAUUUUGGUGCAGUCGCUGACGGAGAGAGUGAUUGUUUUCCUGCUCAGUCAGGUGGUGGAGAGGUCCUCACAGGAGAAGGCGUUGUUCUCCCUGCAUCCCCGCACCGAGAGCUGCAAACUGCUGUGGAGAGAUGGCCAGGCGGUUGGCUUCUACACCAUCAAACAGAAGGGCAGUCUGUGUGACGGAUGGAGCAGUCUCUGCUACCUGCUGCCUGCUCUGGACACGGUGCUGGUGAGGAGGAGCUGGAGGAGGAGAGGCCUCGGUCUUCAGAUGCUGGCAGAUUUCUGCUCCUCGUUCUCCACAGAGAAGUUUCUGGGCGUCAGCUCUCCGUUAUCCUCCGGCAUGGUGGCAGUGUGCCGGAGCUUUCUGCAGCAGCACAAGGAACAUCUGGAGCAUCUGUAUGAAGUGGAGGCUCCAGGGGGCUGGACUCAACGAAGGAACAUCUGGCUCAGCAUCCAGCUGGGCCGCUACUCCCACGGUGCAGGUAUUAAUGAGGAGAGCAGUCCAACAUCAGGGGAAACGCAGAGGAAUCAAGAUGACUCCUCUCAGAAGAUCUUCAGUUGCAGACUUGACCGGACCUCAUUGCCCACCUGUAAUGUGAACCCCCAGCCUGCAAUAGGCCCUUCAGCACAACCAAUGAUAGCUUGUGAUCCAAGCCAGGGGAGAAGCUCCCCAAGCAGUGAGAUCUCUGGAACAGGAUGUAGUCCUGCAGCCCACGCCCAUGAUCCGAAUUCUGGACCUCCCGCCAGACCACCACAGUCCCUAAACACACAACAAACUCAGAAAUCCAACCCUUCUCUCUCUGCAGGAGCUCACAGAGAGAAGCCAGAGGGGGAGGAAACACAAAGCAGGGCCAAACGAGUCAGGAGGACAUGAGGUUUUACAGACACAGGCUACAACAGAGACUGUUCUUCCAGAUUAAGGGGAUGAUCCGUCCUCCUAAACUUAGGUGACCUUUAUUUAUGGAGUAAAGUUUACGGACCUUUUUAGACCGAUGUAUGGAUAAAUUGACAGCACAGUACAAUGUGAGUACUAUCACAAAGUAUGCAACAAACAGUUUUAAUGCAAUAAUACAAAUUGUCUGUUUCCUUUUGAUGUAAAGGCCCCGCUCACGCACAGUAAAGGCCCUUGGCUGGUUUAUUCUG